UUUUGUUGGAUUUUAGUUUACAAUCAUGUGGGAGUCUGAGAGUGAAUCUGUUGUUGGUCGAGAUUAUGGUAAUGGAGUUCUUAGCUCAAGCAAGCAUGGCAUCAAGACCGAUGGGUUUGAGCUCAGGGGCCAGUCAUGGUAUGUUGCAACUGAUAUUCCAAGUGAUCUUUUAGUUCAGAUUGGAGUUGUAUAUUUCCACUUGCAUAAGGUAGUCAUUUUACUUCUCUCAAGCUCCAAAUUCAAACUUCAAUGGCAGAAAAAUUAGUUCUUGAUUUAUAUUGACUACCCAUUUUCUCCAUUUCUGUUAUUGCACA
Molecule: messenger RNA, 314 nt
Organism: Manihot esculenta (cassava)
Lineage: Eukaryota; Viridiplantae; Streptophyta; Magnoliopsida; Malpighiales; Euphorbiaceae
Product: root phototropism protein 3-like
Exons: 2
Coding region: 26-265 (79 amino acids)
Source: RefSeq, a predicted model, not a curated record